This is a messenger RNA of Rodentolepis nana, 2301 nucleotides long. The record is from the annotation of a GenBank genome assembly. Lineage: Eukaryota; Metazoa; Platyhelminthes; Cestoda; Cyclophyllidea; Hymenolepididae.
AUGAUUGCCAGUAUCCUUCGUAAAUCCAAGUCUGGUAGAACAAUGACUCCUCAGCCUUCUGUCUUUUCUACCCUUUUUUUGGAAAGCGUUUUUGAAUGCUUAAUUCGGUGGAGACAAACCGGUGAUCUACACGGCGAGGCGAAAGCAUGCGCAAAUCUCAGUACCUGCUUCAAGAUGAUCGACAAGUACUCGGAGUCCGUGUUUUGUGCCAAACGACAACUCGAAAUUUGCCGACGAUUCAAUGACAUGCCUGCAAUAGCCCGAGCUCUGCACAAUCUAGGGAACGCCUAUCAUGCCAAGGGACGUCAGUUUAUUCAAUUCUCUGGUGUAGACCAUCUGGGGGAAUUCACUUCUGAGGCGAGGCAGGAUCAAGAAAGAGCUCUCGCCUGUUUUCAAGAGAACUUGACACUUGUCUGCAAACUCGGUGAUAGGUCAUCUGAAGGCCGUGCCUAUGGCAACCUCGGUAACACCCAUUACCUAUUGGGGAACUUCCGGGAAGCGGUUGAACUCCACAAAAAGCGUCUUCAAAUUGCGAAAGAGUUUGGUGAUCUUCGGGCACAACGACGGGCUUACAGUAAUCUUGGAAAUGCCUACAUCUUUCUGGCAGAAUUCGGUGCUGCAGCACGGAGUUACAAACAUGCCCUGGGCAUUGCACGUCAAUUGGGUGAUGAAACGCUGCAAGCGCAGGCUUGUUUCAGUCUUGGUCACAGUUGUACCCUCCUGAGAGAUUACUCAGCAGCCGUGGUUUACUAUCUGCGUCAUCUGCACUCCGCCUGGGAGGCCAAGGAUUUGGUGGGUCAGGGGCGUUGCCAGUGGUCACUUGCCAAUGUCUAUGCAGCCUUGGGUGAUUACCAACGUGCUUUGAGGAGCUCCUUACGCCAUAGAAAAAUAUCGAUUGAGCUCAAAGAUGAAAUCGGUCUUCUUGCAUCUGACCUGAUGAUCUCCGAGUUAAAACGAAUUAUCACUGAUUCUGACCAAUCAGAUUCACCUGUUGAGGGUCUCUCCAACUCACCUAAUCGUCUUCAAGCUGCGGCUGAAGCCCGUGCUCUUGAACAAGUUCUCCUAUUCGAUGCUGACAACUCUCAAGGUCAAAGUCACAGUCAAGCCGGUUUGACAGUCCUCGCUGUAUCUCCUUCUGCAACUACUACAAACAGCUUUAAAGUUGUGCAACCUUGCCAACUUGAGGUUCAAGCGCCUUUGGAACAGAUUGAGGAGCUGUGUGAACGUGAAUUGGAUGAAGAGUUGUCAUUGGCAACUAGUGCAGCUAUGACGGUUAGGCAGAAACAAAAAGAGAGCAGUCAGGAGAAUGGAACAAGUGGCGAAGGUGUGGAACUACUUUCUUUGAGUGAAGAAGAUGAAGAAGACUUUGUUGUAGUCAUAUCGCCCAGUGAGCCAGAUAUGAGUAAUGACACUCACUAUAACCCCGUUAAUGACCCACCAAAUCAAUCUCCAAAUGCUACGAAUCAAUCGGAUUCGAGUGAACUCUUGCUUGAUCUACUUUUCAAGUCGCAGGCUUUGCGAAUGAAUGAUCAGCGUUGUGACUUGAAUACUGUCACCGACAACAGCAGCAGCAAUAUUGAUGGGAAUGGAUUUCCGAAUGCUUCACGCGAUUCUUUAAGUGGAGAGAAUGACUCCUUCUUGGAGCUUCUUAUUAAUCUUCAGGGUGCUCGAAUGAAUGACCAACGUGCGGAGUUUCCAGGUCUGAUUAGAACAACGAUUACGACGGAUGCCAUACCGAGUGCCAUUUCUUCACCUAUCGCCAAUAACGAAGAUGUCUUUGGAAAUGGGUUGCAUAGAAACACCUUACAAACCUCUUCAUCAAAUAAUGCUGCAGCUCAUGGAAGUGCAUCUGGAAGAUUGAGGAGUGCUAGUGAUGGACUCACUGAAGGAGCUUUAUCUGCCGGUAUUGCCUCUUCUGAUCAGAUUCCUUCAGCCGCUGAUGAACUUGAACCAGGCGAUGACUUCUUCGAUAUGAUCUUCCGCUUGCAGCAACGAACACGUAUCAACGACCAGCGCUCAGUUUUACCAUCUGUUAUAAAUAACACCAACGGCCACAAUAAUCACCACCCCCACCACCACCAACAUCCAGCCAACCCCAAUCACCAAGACGUUCCCACCAUCAUCAACACUCCUGCCAAUGAUAAUUCCAACGGUUGUCAUGGCAAUGGCAACUGCAACAGCGAGACUACACCGCAUGGGUUAUUGCAACGUGUGCUCUCGGUACCCGGGGGAGGUAAGAAGAGACGGCGACCCGGGAAUAGCAAUCCUGGAGGCGCCACUACAAAGACCUCUGUUGCUUGA